Messenger RNA from Trichoderma atroviride IMI 206040, 3252 nucleotides. RefSeq lists its product as uncharacterized. Gene Ontology annotation, cellular component: membrane; exocyst. Gene Ontology annotation, biological process: exocytosis; intracellular protein transport; Golgi to plasma membrane transport. Lineage: Eukaryota; Fungi; Ascomycota; Sordariomycetes; Hypocreales; Hypocreaceae. The record is from RefSeq and is a predicted model, not a curated record.
AUGCCUCGUCGGCACGGUGCUCUAGAUGACUACACGUCUGCUGUUCCUCACAUCAUCCUGUCAACCUCUGAUUCCGACUAUCUUGACCACCUCAUACCUGUGCUCAAAGAUGCUACAAACUCGCGGCGGACGCCAGCUUUGCUGCAAUCCUUGUCUCGCUAUUCCGAAGACCGCGAGGCAGACAUCGAGCGAAUCGGAUUGACCAAGCACGAAGAGUUUCUGGACUCAGUCCACAGGUUGCAGGAAGUACGCGAGGGGACCGUCACUCUCACAACCGAGAUUCUCAAGCUCAACCAGUCGAUUCAAGCCAGCACUGAGAAGCUUGCUGAGCAAAAAGGCGCCCUCGUCAACACCAAGGCUGUGCGCCAGAACAUCGCUGACGCGGCAGAUGCUCUCCGCGAGUCUCUUACAGUGCUGCAUGCCGUCAACCACUCCCACGAACUUGUCCGCCGAAAGAAGUACUACUCUGCCCUCAAGUCGCUGGAAGACUUGCAGAACGAACAUCUGGUCUCUAUCCUUCAGAACCGGUAUGCGACUCAGCAUCGUUUGGCAGAUGUUAUCCAGAAGUCCCUCCCUGCCUCGCGGAGGGCAAUUUCCGAAGCGGUCAUGUCUGACUUGAAUACCUGGCUUUUUCGGAUCCGUGAAACCUCGCAAUUUUUGGGAGAAGUCGCAUUUUAUCAUACCGAGAUGCGGAGGUCGCGGCAGAGGGCGCGAAUCGAGAAUGAGAAGUUCUUGGAGAAUUUCAAGCUAAACUCCUCAAUUGAACUUAUUGCGGAUGAGAAUGAAGAAUUUGACGUGCUCGACAAUGAAGAGUUGCAAGUCGAUUUUACACCACUGUUUGAAGCUCUUCAUAUCCACGAUGCUCUUGGACAUAGCGACCGGUUUCGAUCGGAAUACGCCUCUACUAGGCGUCAGCAAAAAGAUCUUCUUAUCCCGACUUCGAUUGAUCUGCUAGCUGAGGAUGAAUCAUCUCUUAGCAGCUUACUGGAGGGAAUAGCUGGGUUCGCAAUUAUAGAAAAGGCAACAAUGGGGCGCGUGCCUUAUCUGCGCUCUGUGGUUGAUGUAGAAGAACUUUGGGACUCCAUGUGCACGGCAGCUAUAGCCAUCACGACGAAAGCGCUGACAGGUAUCGAUAAUGCCGAAGUGCUACUGAAAAUCAAGGGCUUUAUUGCCAUGUUCAUUCAGACUAUGGAAGGCUGGGGAUACUCCGUCUCUACUCUUGAUAAUUUCCUCUUACAGCUCUUCGAUAAGUAUGCCCAGCUGCUGAAGCGUCGAUUCAGUGAAGACUUUCAAGAGAUUGUUUCCACCGACGACUACAUGCCAAUGGCUAUCAACUCGCUUAGCGACUACGAGAAAGUGAUCAAUGUCAGCUGGUUCACACCAGAUCGACCUACGGAGGAACUUGCAUUCCCAUGUGUUUUACCAUUUUCUCAGAUGUACCCCCUCUGUUGUAUCGACAUCCGAAACUUUCUGAACCAGUUCUACUUUUUCCUUGACGACCACUUUCAGCACUCGGAUAUUAUUGAUGAAACGCUCCGAAAGUCUUUAGAUGAGCUUCUUAGUGAGAAAGUUUGCAAGUCUCUUGUGGAGCGUCUGAGCUCUCAAUAUUUAGGACAGAUUGUGCAGAUUCUCAUCAAUUUAGAGCACUUUGAGAUAGCGUGCCGUGAGCUGGAACAGCUGUUGAUCAGAGCAAGGUCUACCACUUCGGCGGGCGGUCCUUUGAGAUUGAAUGCGACCGAGGAAUUCCGCAACAACAAAAAGACUGCCGAAAAGAGAAUAUUCGAGCUAGUCAACUCAAAAAUUGACGAUCUUGUGGAUACGGCAGAAUACGACUGGCUGGCAAAUGCAGUGCAGACGGAGCCCAGCAAUUACAUGCAAACUCUUACUCGAUAUCUGUCCAACAUUAUGAAUUCUACGCUUCUGGGGCUGCCUAGAGAGAUUAAAGAAUUGAUUUAUUUUGAUGCUCUGAGCCACGCAGCCGAGAAAAUAUUGGCCCUGCCUCUUUCAUCCGAAGUUCGACACAUCAACGGCCAUGGAGUGUCAGCUUUGGCACAAGACGUCAACUAUCUUACCGACUUUGUCGGGAGCUUAGAAAACGGACAGAUGCUACGUGAAAAUCUCGAUGAACUUCAGCAGACUGUAAAUCUGAUGCAGUCGGAUAAUCAUGACGAGUUCUAUGAUAUUUCAAUCCGCAACAAGAAAUAUGGCCGAGUUGACCCCCUCAAUGGGCCGAUGCUACUUGAAAAGCUGACUCCUACCGCACAACCUUCGGCGAGAACUGCGCCGCUUUCCAAUCUGUCUCGCUUCGCCAUCAUGAAAUGAAGCAAACUGUUGUUUACAUGUGUCCCUAGGUCGCAAAAUAUGCCUGAUAUCUUGCCCGCCUGGAGACUCCCCACAUUACUUGGGAGGUGGUAGGCAGAAGAUGACUUGAUCCAACGAAUUUUGUUGUGUCACUGGUCCCAUGCUGGUGGCUCUUCGUCAACUGCCGGUUCAAACUGAAGCGAGCCCUAUUCGAAUUCUUCAGACUGCAUUGGUGCCUAUCAACCAUUAGCAGGGUCAUGUUAAGUUGUGGCAGGAAUGACUUACCUGUUGCGGUUGCAUUGUUGAGUAUGGAUACAUGCCCUCCAUUUCGCCAUAGAUAGCCGUUUGUGGCUGGGCCUGUCCAUAGGCGGCAGCGGGAGGGCCCUGGGGAACCUGGCCAGGAUACAUGUUGGGGGGCUGUCUGUAGUCCUGCUCAGCGCCGAGCGCAUGCGCGUCCAUGUAACCUGCGGUGGCCAUUGGGUGGGCAGACGGAUGGCUAGGCGCCUGAGCCAUGCCUGGGUGCCCGGCCAUUGGUGCCUGGGCGCCACCGGGGACUGGCUGCGCGGCGGAGGGCUGGGUGGUGGUUCUUUUGGCGUGUGCUGUAGCUUCUUCUCUAGGGACAAUGUCGAUGAGGAAAUCAAACAUGUCGGAUUUAGCAAGUGCCGAGGCAAUGUCGGACCGCUGCAGAGUGCGGCGCUUGUUCUCCUCUGCAUGGAUCCAUGCGCGCAUAGUGAGUUCCGUAAUGAAGAUGUCACAGCCCUUGGCGAAUAGAAUCGGUGCUUCGGCGGAAAUCAUCUUGACCUCUGGGUCGGCCUUCAUGACCUUUUUGAUACGCGCAAGGGGCAGCUGGUGGAUCUUGUAAUCGUGAGUGUCGCUUUCCAAGUGGCUGAUUGUCUGCUGCCAGUAGGUUGUUAGGAUAUCCUUGUACUGUCCUGUGAGUCCUUGGUGAAC